CUCUCCAGGUUUCAUUUCGAUCGGUCCUCCGAGAUGAAGCGGUGGUGCGCGUGUGUCUUGUGGCUGGCGUUGGCGAGUCUCGCCUCUCCGAUGGCCGUCUCGGACGACGGCGAGAAGCUGGAGCAGGCGAAGAGGAGAGGCAAGGAGAUCCUGACGAAGACGUGGCACGACGUCGUCGAUCUCGUCCGAGAAUCCGACCUUCGCCUCCCCGACGUCCUCAAAGAACUCAGAUCCACCUCGGCAGCCGUCGUGGGGCGAGCGAUGGAGGGGACGGGAAGCAAAGGAGCGAACCUGGGAAUCGGCUUGGGGACGAUGGCCGCCGGUCUGGCCGGUCUGGGAUUCGGAGGCUCCACCGUCGCACGGACCGUCAGGGACCUCUAUCAGGAGAUCCAGUGGAAGGAAGGGUUCAAGAUGCUGGGCAGCGAGGAGUUGCUGGAGAGAACUUUCGACUGGAUGAACGUGGCGGACGAGGAUUGCAAGAAGAGGUUCGUCUGCGAGGUGGAGCAGUUCGCUGCCGAAGGAUCGACCUUCUGGAACGUGAUCCUCCGAUUCCUCAGCAAGAAACAUCCAUCUUUCAAUUCCUACUGGGACGCUGUGGAAAACGGGUUGGAUAACCGAGACUGCGGAGAGAUCUACUUCCGCUGUCCCGUCUCUUCACCAGACAUGUUAGCCGAGGUCCCUCUCGAUCGGUUCGGGAUCAACACUAAACUUCUGCGUGCCAUUCCAUGGGGCCUCAUCCUUCCCGGACCCGAAGCCAACUCUCUCGAGUAAAAUCCAACGAGGUCAACCGAGAACAUCAAUUCACUUGUGAUAGUCCCUAGAUUCCCGUUUCUUUUCCGGUUAAUUUCGAUCUCAGGCGGACGAACGACUUCUCUUUUUCAUUCUUCCCAUAAGUUAUUGAAAGUACCCAUCCCACCAUCCCUCUCUCCUUCUAAAACAGUAUUCGCUCAUCAUGUUGCUGUUGACCUAUUAAUUUAUUGGUGGAUUUUAUUACCGUGUUGGAAAUUUGUUUGUUUCCUCCCCCC
This is a messenger RNA of Darwinula stevensoni, 1025 nucleotides long. Lineage: Eukaryota; Metazoa; Arthropoda; Ostracoda; Podocopida; Darwinulidae. The record is from the annotation of a GenBank genome assembly.